Messenger RNA from Schizophyllum commune H4-8, 2468 nucleotides. RefSeq lists its product as uncharacterized. The record is from RefSeq and is a predicted model, not a curated record. The annotation marks the transcript as partial. Lineage: Eukaryota; Fungi; Basidiomycota; Agaricomycetes; Agaricales; Schizophyllaceae. The transcript has 3 exons.
UGAUGGCCGAUCUACUUCAAACCCUCACCGAUGCCCAGGCUCGCAUUGCUCAGCUCGGCCUACACGACCACAAUGCCCAUGACGUUCAUGCCCUCUUGGCACAGGCCACCUCCCUCACCCACGCGCUCUCACGAUUGGUCAACGGCCGCGCUCCUAUUGCUUGCCUCCCCAACGAGAUCUUGACCACGAUCAUCACCUACGCCGCCAUCCACGAUGCCAGCAGCCAAAUCCAGCGCCGCACCGUGCGCGCCCUAUCCUCCGUCUCCCAACACUGGCGUGACGUCUGCCUGAGCACACCCGCUCUGUGGACCUUCUUCCGCAUCGACCGGCGCCGGCUCGACCCCGAGCGCCUCGAAGCGCACCUCGCGCGGUCCGUCAACGCGCCACUCCGCAUCGAGCUCAUCCUCAAGCUGCCGAAGACCUCUAACAUAACCAUUAACACCAAACCUCCCUCUUGCGCACACCCCGAUGCCGUCUACCCCCUCCUCGCCCCUCACAGUGCCCGCAUCCAAACCCUCCACCUUGAGACCGUCCACCCCACCGCCCUCCUCGAAUGGCGCGCCACCUGCCUCGCGUACGCCUGCUCCUUCCCCGCUCUCCACUCCCUCACCGUCAACCCCGAGUACGCGCCAGCCAUCUUCGAGCCCUUUUGGGUCAGCGACUCCGACUUGCCUCCAAAUCCUACACCAAGCCCUAUGGCUCUCCCCGCGCUCCGCAGCCUCCGCCUAUAUUCCUAUGUCACCUGGCCGCCCGCACUCUUCACCAACCUCACCGCUCUCGAGCUGCACAUCCACGCGCCCAUGUUCCGCCCCGGGCUCUCCUUCUUGCUCGACGUUUUCGCCCUCAGCCCGGGGCUCGAGCGUAUCCUGCUCGCGGACCACGGGCCCACAGUCGACGACACGGGCCCCAUCGUCGAGGGCUAUCCGAGACGGAGGGUCAGUUUACCCCGCCUGGAGACUCUGGAUCUAUACGACUGCCACACGCGGCUGAUACUCGAGCAUGUCGAAGUGCCCGAGAGCGCCGUAGUACGCUCUGUAGAUCUCGAAGGCCGCGUCGAGCGUGCACUGCUGACCGGCCGCUCCGACAACGUGAACCACCCCAGCGACAUCCUGGGCGACCUUCCCGAGGACGCGAGCGCGCUCGGCCCGCUCGUUGCCGCCCAAUACGCCACCAUAACCUGCGGCAGAGGCAUGGUAGGCGUAGACAUAGGCUCGCCCCAGCAGCAACCCUCCCACGACAGCAGUCGCGACACUCUGAACACAAUCUCCUCUGGUGGCGGUGGCGGCCACAUCUCCAUGGGCGAGACGCGCCCCGCAGACCGGUGGCCCUUCUCCCCGAUCGUGAUGCUCGCGUUCACGGUCAAUAACGUCGCCGCGCACCCGCACUUGCAAAACCUCAAGUCCGUGGUCGUAGGCUUGGAGCGCGGGGCAGAUACUGUUCUCCUUCGAAGGGCGACUACUGCACCUGCUGUUGCGCUCACCAUUGAUCCCGCAUCGUCCGCCACCGAUUCCUCCGAUCCAGCCGCGCCCGUCAGUUCAGCAGAAACUACACAUGAGGAAGGGUCAGCCAAUGCGCCAGUAGUCGACCUAUCCAAUCAGUCAGCAGUAGACCUCCCCACCCUCCUCGCCUACCACCCAGUCGCCACCAUGCUCGAAACCUCCCUCCACGCUCUCCUCGCCGUGCCCCGCCUUCGGAGCUUGGGUACGAGUGGGCUGCCGGUCGACUUUGCUCUAACCGCGGUUGGGAGGAGGGGCUCGAGGUUGCGACAUCUAACGCUGAAGGUGGAUUUGCAGGAGGAAUUGGAAAUGGCUUACGGUGCAGGACAAUGCGGUCUUGAUAUUGAGCCACAGACUGGUAUCGACAAGGAGCACGUAGCGGCGCCAGUGUCCACCGAAUCGGCACAUGUGGCCACCGAAUCGACGGGCGAGCUGAAUACUGUCCAAUCGACGAGCGAGUCAAGGACUGUCGAGCCUCCUCCGCCUGUCGAGCCUCUCCCGCCUGCCUGGCGCUGGCUUGUCCACGUACGCGACUUCGUUGGCGCGCGACUGCAGCCGGACGACAGUGGUAAAGCCCCGCAUCGACUUCGAUCGGUGACGGUGGAGGUCUUGACGGGCUCGAGCUUGCAGCCUUCCGCAAACAUUGACGCACCGUCCCUCCACGCCGCCACCGUCCCUCGCCCCGCCAUCGAGCGCACACUGCGCGAGAUGCACGCGCUGGGGACACGCGGGAUAAUCAAGAUGGUCGAUGGCUCGGGGUGGGAGUUCGAUACCAAAUACCCUGAUGGACGAUGAGGAGGGGCCUUGUGGAAUAGGAACGUAGACUUACAUUGCCAUCUUCUAUAUCACUAGUCGGACAAGCGCAGUGUUCCUCACGCUUGAACGCCUCAUGUCAACUUGACGAUGUUAGCCCUACCUGAAACAGCACAAAGGCGCGGCUUGGAAACCAUAAAUGAAAGGUCUGCAAGGCCG